This is a messenger RNA of Brassica oleracea var. oleracea, 949 nucleotides long. RefSeq lists its product as uncharacterized. Lineage: Eukaryota; Viridiplantae; Streptophyta; Magnoliopsida; Brassicales; Brassicaceae. Gene Ontology annotation, molecular function: oxidoreductase activity. Bases 112 to 765 code for a protein of 217 amino acids. The record is from RefSeq and is a predicted model, not a curated record. The transcript is spliced from 8 exons.
GGUGAAAAGUCAUUAUCUUUGUAUGUAUAUUGUAUAUUAUAUGAUCUUUCGAGUUGUUUCUCCCAUAGACGAUCACAAUCAUCUUCCUCCAAUCGUUUCCAGCAAAAAAAAAUGGCCGAGUCUGCAAGCAGAAACUUUUCAAAAAAGCUCAUCGAAAUUGAUAUAAGCUCGGAUACGGUGUGUCCGUGGUGCUUUGUGGGAAAGAAGAAUCUUGACAAAGCCAUUGAUGCAUCUAAAGAUCAAUACAACUUUGAGAUCCGAUGGCAUCCUUUUUUCCUCGAUGCAUCUGCACCCAAAGAAGGUGUGAACAAGAAAGAAUUUUAUCGACAAAAGUUUGGAAGCAGAGUUGAAGCAAUGUUCAGAAGAAUGUCUGAGAUCUUCAAAGGUAUUGGGUUAGAGUAUGACACAUCCGGUCUCACAGGGAACACUCUGGAUAGUCAUAGACUCAUAAAUUAUACGGGGAAACAAGCGCCUGAUAAACAACAUAGCCUUGUUGAAGAGUUGUGUCUUGGUUACUUCACGCAGGGAAAGUACAUAGGGGACAGGGAGUUUCUGGCUGAGACGGCUAAAAAGCUUGGCAUAGACGGAGCAGAAGUAUUCCUCUCAGAUCCCAGCAAUGGAACCACAGAGGUAAAAGAAGAGCUGGAGAUGUAUUCGCAGAAUAUCACUGGGGUUCCACAUUACACUAUCAACGGGAAGGUGAAACUGAGCGGUGCACAGCCGCCUGAGACAUUCCAGAGUGCGUUUGAAGCAGCUUCUUCUUAAAACCUAAAACAGUUAACUUAAGUGGAGAUUAUGUGAAAAAAAAAAGAAGUGGAGAUUAUGUAUGCUCUGUCUGUAGUUUGAGCUUCUGAGUUCCAACUUUUCAAGAGCUUAAUGUAAUAAUGAAUACAUGUUUGGUCUUUGAUGGUUUUGUCUAAACAACAUUUAAAGGUACUUUUAAAUAACA